UCGUCACCAUAAGGAAGUGACCUCACACAGGGAGUUUCGGAGAGGUGCCCGCAUCCUGCCCCAGCUGCUGACAACCUCACACAGCUGGGCUCCGGUGCCAAGGAUCCAGGCAGCUGGACUGGGCGGCUAGUGUCCCAGGUAGGACCACCGGGCAGCUGCCACCUGCAUGCCAUUCACAGAACCUGGUCCGGGGCGCUCCUCUGAGCCAGCCGCCUGUUUAUCCCUUACAGUGACCCUGAAGGGCAGGCGGAGGCGGGGCUGGUCUCAGGUCUGGGUUUUACGCUCUGCUGCCACUGUCUUGACAUUUUAAAUACACUUUGAAUCAGGGGACUCUCGUUUUCAUUUUGCGUGAGCUCCGCCAUUGAGGCCAAUUCCGACGCCAGAGGUGGUACUUCCUGCUGUAACCACCCCAGGGCGCAGCUGGGGGGCAGGGGCGCGGGAAGUUAGGAGACCUGGAGCAGCCGGGGUCCCCGGGGUCCUCUCGGCCGGCUUCACCCCCACCCCUGGGAACCCAGGAAGAGCCGGCUUUCGCUUCCUGUCUAUUAAACCCUUUAAAGGAAGAGGGUAAAUAAAACCGCCCGUCUGCCCAGCUGGAAAGCGAUGACUCAGCCGCCCCCGCCGACCCUCGCCCCCAGGCCGAUCCCAGAGAGCGGGCGUCGCGGCCCAGCCCGGACCCCUCGGCUCCCGGGACCUCUCUCCGGUCCGGGUCGUGGGGGCGCGGUGGGAGCAGUCCGUCCCCCCGUUCGGGACACUACGAGGGCGCAGGGAGGAGAGCGGGCUUCCUCUUCCCCUCCCAUUGACUGAGCUCUAUGGGUUGCUGUUCUAGCCCUUUCCACGUGUUCCCUAAUCCAGCAAAGGUGACUGUUCCCCCUGGGAAGGGCCCCCGAAGAGGACGGAACGGCCAGCGCUCGGGAUCCCACGCCCGGUACGACAUGAAGUCCCCCGACGAGGUGCUACGCGAGGGCGAGCUGGAGAAGCGCAGCGACAGCCUCUUCCAGUUAUGGAAGAAGAAGCGCGGCGUGCUCACCUCCGACCGCCUGAGCCUGUUCCCCGCCAGCCCCCGCGCGCGCCCCAAGGAGCUGCGCUUCCACUCCAUCCUCAAGGUGGACUGCGUGGAGCGCACCGGCAAGUACGUGUACUUCACCAUCGUCACCACCGACCACAAGGAGAUCGACUUCCGCUGCGCGGGCGAGAGCUGCUGGAACGCGGCCAUCGCGCUGGCGCUCAUCGAUUUCCAGAACCGCCGCGCCCUGCAGGACUUUCGCAGCCGCCAGGAACGCACCGCACCCGCCGCGCUCGCCGCACCCGCCGAGGCCGCCGAGGCCGCCGUGGCCGCCGCAGCCUCCGAGCCCUCCGGGCCAUCCCCGCAACCCAAGCCCCGCACGCUAUGAGCCCGCCGCUGGCCGUACGCUGGACGAGUCGGACCGAGGCUAGGACGUGGCCGGCGCUCUCCAGCCCCGCAGCAGCAGCAGAACUUCCCGUGCUCGCGGAUCCUUGCUCCGUUGCACGGGCGCCUUAAGUUAUUGGACUAUCUAAUAUCUAUGUAUUUAUUUCGCUGGUUCUUUGUAGUCACAUAUUUUAUAGUCUUAAUAUCUUGUUUUUGCAUCACUGUGCCCAUUGCAAAUAAAUCACUUGGCCAGUUUGCUUUUCUACCA
This is a messenger RNA of Cercocebus atys (sooty mangabey), 1655 nucleotides long. RefSeq names its product pleckstrin homology-like domain, family A, member 2 (gene PHLDA2). Gene Ontology annotation, biological process: positive regulation of apoptotic process; placenta development. Bases 810 to 1391 code for a protein of 193 amino acids. The record is from RefSeq and is a predicted model, not a curated record. Lineage: Eukaryota; Metazoa; Chordata; Mammalia; Primates; Cercopithecidae. Gene Ontology annotation, molecular function: phosphatidylinositol phosphate binding. The transcript is spliced from 4 exons.